Messenger RNA from Uranotaenia lowii, 1215 nucleotides. RefSeq lists its product as uncharacterized. The transcript has 3 exons. The record is from RefSeq and is a predicted model, not a curated record. The coding region runs from base 1 to 1215 and encodes 404 amino acids. Lineage: Eukaryota; Metazoa; Arthropoda; Insecta; Diptera; Culicidae. Gene Ontology annotation, molecular function: nucleic acid binding.
AUGAACCUGUUUGAUCCCCUGGGUAUCGUCGCUUGCUUUACGAUCCAUGGUAAAAUCUUAAUACAAUCCGUUUGGCGUUCUGGAGUGCAGUGGGACGAUCCAAUCUGCGAUGAGGAGUAUGGUAUGUGGCAGCGUUGGAUCAGGCUGGCCCCGAAUCUAGAUAAGGUAAAAAUCCCGCGGUGCUACUUUCAAGGCUACCGCCCAAGCAGUUACGAGUCAUUACAACUCCAUGUCUUUGUGGACGCAAUCGAGUUGGCCUAUUGUGCCGUCGCUUACUUCAGGAUUCUUGAUGACGAUAUUCCUCGAUGCGCUUUAGUAGCUGCAAAAACUAAAGUCACCCCAUUACGCCCCCAAUCAAUUCCUCGCAACGAAUUAUGCUCUGCGGUGCUUGGUUCCAGAUUAAUGAAGUCCAUAGUCGAAUAUCACUCUCUGAAGAUCUGCCGGAAAUUCUUGUGGACGGAUUCCCUGACAGUCAUGGCCUGGUUGCGUGCUGAUCCCCGGAAAUACCGACAAUUUGUUGGGUUUCGUGUAGCUGAGAUAUUGUCACUUACGGCAGUAGACGAUUGGUAUUGGGUUCCAUCUAACCUCAAUAUUGCGGACCAAGGUACUAAAUGGGGAGAUGGUCCUAGUUUUGAACCUGACAGACUUUGGUACAACGGACCUGAGUUCCUGCUUCUGCCGUCCGAAGAAUGGCCGAAAAGAAAGCAACCCUCCGAAGCUCCAGCAGAUGAAUUACGAACCGUAUACGUUCAUCGUCUAAAAACUGAAUAUUGUAGAACGUAUAUCAUAAUUGUGCCAAAAGACCACCCUGCUACCAAUCUUCUUAUUUUGCGCUACCAUCAGAAAUAUGGGCACGCCAACACAGAAACGGUGCUCAAUGAACUUAAGCAGCAGUAUUAUAUUCCUCGAAUGCGGGCCACCGUCAAGAAAGCUAUCAAGAGUUGUAUGUGGUGUCGCGUUUACCGGGCCAAACCAUGCACUCCUAAAAUGGCCCCACUUCCUCAACCCAGAGUUAAACCCUACGUUCGGCCAUUCACGUUCACCGGCUUAGAUUACUUCGGGCCACUGUUGGUUAAGCGUGGUCGUUGUAACGAGAAAAGCUGCAAAAUGGCAAUACGACGCUUUAUAGCCAAACAUGGUCCUCCUCAGGAACUGUACUGCGAUAACGGGACCAAUUUCCGAGGCGCAUCCCGAGAGUUAGCAGAGGAAGCGUAA